Molecule: messenger RNA, 1707 nt
Organism: Trifolium pratense (red clover)
Lineage: Eukaryota; Viridiplantae; Streptophyta; Magnoliopsida; Fabales; Fabaceae
Exons: 6
Coding region: 129-1511 (460 amino acids)
Molecular function (GO): protein binding
Source: RefSeq, a predicted model, not a curated record
UAGUUGCUACCUUUCUCAUCCAUAAACUUUUAAUUUCUUGUACUGUUUUUCUCUUUCAUUUCAUCAUCCACAUAAAAUAAAACAGAGUGUUCUGUAUCUCUAAUUGCAGAACAGAACAGAACAGUAUAAUGGCAAACAUUGCAGCUAGUGGGAUAGUUCAUGAACCACUAACAAAAGACAACUACGAUAAUUGGAGCUGUCUAGUGAGAAACUAUCUUUUGGGGCAUGGUCUAUGGGGAGUUGUGAUUUCUAAUGCUGAAAUGGGUGUAGGAUCCAAAGAAGAAAUUGAGAUGUGGGAGAUGAAGAAUGCGAAGGCUUUGCAUAUUAUUCAACUAGCAUGUGGAUCAGAGAAUCUUGCAGAUAUUAAAGAUCUCCAUACUGCCAAAGAAGCUUGGAACAAUUUUAGCACAUCAUACAGCUCAGAAUUGAAAGCAGAGUCAGACAUUGAACAAGGUGUGGUGGACGAUACUCUCCAUGGCAAUAGAUUGCUCCAUAGGAAUAUUGAGAGUGGUGAAUGGAGUAAUGCAAAAGCAAUCAUGAUUAAUGAUGAAACGGGCAUGGCUAUGUUUUCCACCUCUACUUCAGGUAGGACUAUUCUUCAUGUUGCAGUGAUUGCUGGCCACAAGGAAAUUGUGAAGAAUUUGUUGAAGCUGAAAAGGAAAGAUGAGUUAGUGAAAAUGCAAGACAAUCGUGGUUACACAGCCCUAGCUCUUGUUGCUGAGUUGUCUGGAAACACCGAUAUAGCAAAGUGUAUGGUUGAAAUGAAAGGAGGGGAACUCAUCGGACAAGACUUGUUAUCUAUGAAGAACAAUGAUGGUGAAAUUCCUAUUCUUCUUGCGGCAGCUAAGGGGCACAAAGAAAUGACUAGUUAUCUUUUUACUAAAACUGAGUUGAAAGACAUGACUCAUGAUAACUUCCACAACGGUGUUUUGCUUUUAACUCGAUGUAUUAAUGCGGAAAUAUUUGAUGUGGCUUUGAGUUUACUCCAACUAUUUCCGGAUUUGCCACUUGCCCACAAAUCCAAAUCCGAUGGUGUGCAACCCUUGUACGCAUUGGCGCGCAUGUCUUCUAUGUUCCGUAGUGGCAGCAGAUAUGGACUAAUACAGCAAUUCCUUUACAAAAUUUUGAGAGAAAAAAAAGUCCAACUCCCUGGGAUAGCUGUGACUGUAACAAAGGUUGCUCAACAAGAAAAACAACCCAAAACAUCUUUCACGGAAAUGAAGAAAACAACAAUCGAGUCCAUUACAACAAAAGAACAAAAGAAAAAUAAGGAAAGUAUAAGAAAUACUACUCAAAUACAACAAAAAUUCUCUCUUUCUUCUUUAGGAAGGAUCUUUGGAUGGAUGCUCAAUAUUCUGAAAAUUUCGCAAGUACAACUCUUACGUCGAUUACUUAUGCAUGUUUACAUGAAAUUUCAGGAUUUAGUAAUACUAAAUCUGUCCGGUAAGUUUUGUAAGCUUUUGACUCUUUUUCAUAUAAGACCAACCACUACUAUGGGAGGAGGGAAAUAGAUUUGCUGUACACUGAAUCAACGGAUAAGAUUAUUUAUCCAUAUAUUUAAUUUGGACCGACUGAUUUAAAUUUAAUGGCUAAGAUUUAAAUUUGAUGGCCAAUGAUAUAUAUUGAUUUCAUUCUUGUUGUACUAUUAAUUAAUCUAUAUAUAUCAACUUGAGCACACUAACUAAUUCCUUCCAUCAAAUUAUGUAA